AAAUUAUAUGAACUUGUGGGGUGAAUAGGGCAAAACCAAUUUUCAAAAAAAAAGGAGGUUAGUUUUGUGUUUGACUUUAAGUUAUAGGUCAAUUUUGCAAAAAUCCCAAUUUUAAAUGAUUGUUUUAAAAAAAAAUGUUUUUAAGAAAUUGUUUUGUGUAGACUCAAUUUUCUGACUAAACAUGAACCUAAACACCAUCUAAACCCAUUUUUAGAACACAUACUAUAUCAUGCAUAUUUGAUUCCACAAAGAAAUUUCUAGUAAAUUUGCUUACCUAUACAUAUGAAUUCAUUGUAUUUCUUCUUGCAGCUACAAAGUGUAGUAUGCUAGAUUGCACAAAAGCUUCAUUGGACGUACAGUGCCCACUCCAGAAUCGGAAGCAAAACCUUGUGGAUGGCUUAAGAAAUUUCGCUUUCAAAACGCUUCAAAAUAUCCUAUUUAAAAAUACGUUGGAAAUUUACGAUUCCGUUUUUUGAAUCACGCUUCCAGUUUUUUUAGAAUAUUGAAUAUCAUAAAUAAAGAAAAAGUAUAAAAUAAUGUUUUAUGUUUUUAUGUAAAGUCUAAAAUUUAAUAAUACUAAAUAGAGAGAAUAUAAAUAUGCAAAUAUUAAAACUAAUACUAUAAAUUAUCUUUAUGCACUGAACUUUUUUUUAUUAUAGAUAUAAUAUAAGACAAUUCUCUCAAAUAGCUAUUUUUAAGUUUUUGUCACAAAAAAAAAAAAAACUAAAAUAGUCUCUUUUUAUUUUGAAAUUUUUAUAAUUUAUUUUUUAUUUUUUAAAAUUUGAAACCCUAUCCCCAAAAUUCUACCCCUUGACUCUAAACCCUAAAUCUAGAUUAGUUAACCCUAGGGUAAAAACAUAUUUUUACUUUCUAAUAAAAUUUAUUUUGGUCAUUUUCUUCAUUGAAAACUAUUUUUGUGAUAAAAACUUAAAAAUGACUAUCUUAAAGAAUUUUUCAAUAAUAUAUAUAUCUGCUUCCUAAUUUGAAAUAUCUCGUUUCCAUACGGUUUCGAUUCCAUGCAAGGCCGGCCCUGGGCUAAAGCCCAUAAAGCUUGGGCUUUGGGCGCUACAGAUAAUAUGUAUUUUAGAGGCACCAAAAUUUAUAAAAUUGACUUUAGUCUAGUGGUUGCACUUCUUGUGAUUCUAUUAUAAAGGUUUGAGGUUCGAAACCACAGUACCACUUUUUUUUAUCCUGAUUUAUUUUUAUGAGAAUAAGUGAAUACCAACUACUUAAGACAUUACGGAAGAAUAGGUUACAUGUUCCAACUUUCCUUUUAUCUAUGUCUAUUAUAACAACUACUUAUUAAACAAUGAUUUAUCUUCCCCAAUCUCUCUUUUCAUUUAUUUCUAUUUUGCUAUAAUUGUUGUUUAAAUAAAAAAUAUUAUAACAAUUAAUUAGAACUACCAGUUGCUCAUGUUCCACUGUAUCGUAAAUGGUUGUCUUUGCCAAAAUAGCUCCAUGGAAGUUUCAGGUACAUUUUUCUCAAAUUUCUUACUUAAAAAAAAAAAAAAUUUGUAAUUUUGUUAAAAACUUAUGAAAUUCAACAAAUUAAAACUAUCAUAGGGUUUUAAUAUUUUGAAAAUCUAUGAAAGAUAAUAAUUUGUGAAGUUGAUGUUAGCGUAUUUUAUUAUAUGUUUUGCUCUAUCAAUAGAUUAUAUAUUUUGUUCUUUUGCUUCUUUGUAUUCGUAGAAAAUGCUAUUAUAGUAGUAUUAGAAAUCAAUCAACCACAAGAACUUCAAAUAUGAAGGUAAAAAACAUAUAAAAUGAGCUGCAAAAAAAAAUAUGAGCUGCAAAUAGUGUUUUGAUGUUUUUUACUUUUUAAAAAAGCUUAAAUUUUAAUAGUAUAUGAAAUAUGAUAUUAUUUUGAUUAUAUAUAUGUUUAAAAUAGAGUAAAAUUUAUUUAUAGCUAAGGGGCAACAUAUGUUUAGUCCGCUUUAGGCGCCCGAGGAAUCCGGACCGGCACUGAUUCCAUGUAACAUAGGAAGUAUGAAGAAUUACGUCAAAUAAUCUAUGGAAGUAUGAAAGAAUCAAUCAAUUUUUCUCAGAAAGAAGAAAGUAUGAAUCAAUUUGAAAAUUAACGAGUUAAGAAAAGCAGGAUGUAUAAGAUAAUUAAAAAAGUCUUAAACUCUUUAUCAAAAAAAAAAAGUCUUAAACUUGAAGAAAUUAAAUUGAAGAAAAUGUAAAACACAGUAUAAAGCCCAUUAGUAUUAGGCUUAUCGGGCUUGAAAAGUAUCAACUGGCGCCAAAAUAAAAUAGAUUUCCCCGCUCUCUCUAUCGACCUAAACCUAUAAAUUGGAUACUCAGGUUCGCCCCCAAAUCAGAAGAAACUGCUGAAAAAUGUCAGGCGACAAUUCGACGGAGGUUGAACGAAAACGUGGCAGAGCCGCGGAGGAGGCGUCGAGCUGGAAGAAUUCCGUAGAGCGACUGAAAGCGAUUCGGCAAGGAGGACUUGGGAACCUAUCGGCUUCAGGUGGUGGCUACGAACUGGAACAGCCAGUUGAUGAUGAGUACGACGCAAUUGUAAAAUGUGAGGGUAUUCUUGAAGAGGUUUUAGCAAAGGUUAAUCCAGACGAUAUGGAUAGAGAAAGACAUAGGAGAAGGAAACAAGCAGCUACUGUUCCAAUUAAGAUACGUGAUUCAGACGAUAAGUGUGAUCACGUUGCCAUGGAGAAUGAGUUGAUGAAAGAAGAUGUGACAGAUUCUGUAGUCACCACCCUUCCGCAGACUUGUGAGAAUAUGGAAUUACCUACAAGUGAUAGCGAGGGAUCAAACAAUAUAAGACAGAGUGAAGAAGCUAAGGCAGAGUCAGGAGUGAAGAAGGAAGCCAUUUGCAAAGGUGGAACUGAGAAUGGGGCGGAAUUUGAUUUGGAUGCUGAUGGGUCACUUCGUUUUUACAUUCUUGACGCUUAUGAGGAGGCUUUUGGUGCGAGUAUGGGCACAGUAUAUCUGUUUGGGAAGGUUAAAAUGGGAGAUACGUACAAGAGUUGCUGUGUGGUUGUUAAGAAUAUCCAGAGAUGUGUUUAUGCUAUUCCAAAUGGUUCCAUAUUCCCUUCCCAUGAACUUUUUAUGCUCCAGCAAGAGGUGAAACUUUCUCCUGAAUCCUUCCGGGUGAAGAAGUUACAUGAAAUGGCAUCCAAACUGAAGAACGAAAUUUCUCAGCAAUUGCUACGACUCAACGUUUCAAAUUAUAGCAUGGCACUUGUCAAGAGAAGCUACGCGUUUGAGAAGCCUGAUGUACCAGCUGGCGAGCAAUAUGUUUUGAAGAUAAAUUAUCCAUUUAAGGAUCCUGCACUUCCACAAGACCUUAAAGGGGAUUCUUUUUGCGCUGUGCUAGGCUCUCACACCAGUGCUUUGGAGCUUUUCAUCCUUAAAAGGAAGAUCAUGGGACCUUCUUGGCUGAAAAUUUCAAACUUCUCUACCAGUUUACCUUCUCAACGAGUGAGCUGGUGCAAGUGUGAGGUUACUGUUGAAUCUCCCAAGGUUAUCACUGUUUUAGUUCCGGAGGAAAAAGUGGUUCAUCCUCCUGCUGUCGUCACAGCUAUAAAUUUAAAGACUAUAGUCAAUGAAAAGCACAACAUCAGCGAAAUUGUUUCCGCCUCUCUUCUCUGUUUUCACAACGCCAAGAUUGACGUUCCAAUGGCAGGUCCAGAAAGAAAGAGAUGUGGUAUUCUGAGUCAUUUCACUGUUGUUAGGAAUCCUGAAGGAACUUGCUACCCAAUUGGUUGGAAGAAAGAAGUGGCUGACAGAAAUUCAAAGAAGGGCUGCAGUGUUUUAAGUUUUGAAAACAGUGAAAGAGCUUUGCUGAACCGAUUGUUUCUGGAGUUGAACAAAUUGGACAGUGAUGUUCUUGUGGGACAUAAUAUAUCAAGGUUUGAUCUGGAUGUUCUUCUCCAAAGAGCCCAGGCUUGCAAAGUUUUGAGUAGCAUGUGGUCCAAAAUUGGCCGUCUCAAACGUUCGUUCAUGCCUAAGCUUAAAGGGAACAACAAGUCCGGAGCUACACCAGGGCUCAUGUCUUGCAUUGCUGGAAGACUAUUAUGUGAUACAGAUCUAUGUUCUCAAGACUUGUUGAAGCAGGUCAGUUAUUCGUUAACAGACCUUUCAAAGACACAGCUGAACCAGGACAGGAAACAGAUAUCGCCUCAUGAUAUUCCCAAAAUGUUUCAGUCAUCUAAGACACUUGUGGAACUUAUUGAAUGUGGGGAGAGAGAUGCAUGGUUAUCCAUGGAGCUCAUGUUUCAUCUAAGUGUUCUUCCUCUCACUCUCCAGCUUACUAACAUAAGUGGCAAUCUCUGGGGGAAAACCCUUCAAGGAUCCAGGGCGCAGAGAAUUGAAUACUACUUACUACAUACAUUCCACUCGAGAAAGUACAUCCUCCCAGACAAAAUUUCGCAACGUAUGAAGGAUAUUAUAAAGUCAUCAAAAAGAAGAAUCAGCCAUGGUGAAUUGGAUGCUGACUUGGCUUUGGAGAAUGAUCCGUCUAAGAAGGGUCCAGGCUACGCUGGUGGACUGGUGUUGGAACCAAAGAAAGGGUUAUAUGACAAAUAUGUGGUGCUUCUUGACUUCAAUAGUCUUUACCCGUCUAUUAUACAGGAAUAUAAUAUAUGUUUCACGACUGUGCCACGAUCAGAAGACGGAGUUCCUCGUUUACCUUCGAGCCAGACACCUGGAAUUCUUCCAAAGUUGAUGGAACAUUUGGUCAGUAUAAGGAAACGUGUGAAACAAAAGAUGAAGAAGGAAACAGGUCUCAAGUACUGGGAGCUUGACAUUCGGCAGCAGGCAUUAAAACUCACAGCCAAUAGUAUGUACGGAUGUCUGGGGUUCUCUGAUUCAAGAUUCUACGCUAAGCCUUUAGCAGAGCUCAUAACACUACAGGGAAGGGAGAUCCUGCAAAGAACCGUGGAUCUUGUACAGAAUCAUUUAAACCUAGAGGUGAUUUAUGGUGACACAGAUUCAAUCAUGAUUCACAGUGGACUAGAUGAUUUCGAAGAGGUCAAAACCAUUAUAACAAAAGUCAUCCAAGCGGUCAAUAAGAAGUACAGAUGUCUGAAAAUUGACUGUGAUGGCAUAUAUAAGAGAAUGCUUAUUCUAAGAAAAAAGAAGUAUGCUGGCGUCAAGUUGCAGUUCAAGGACGGGCAGACUUGCGAGGAAAUUGAAAGAAAAGGUGUGGAUAUGGUUCGUCGAGACUGGAGCUUACUCUCCAAGGAAAUUGGAGACUUAUGCUUGGCUAAGAUCUUUUAUGGAGGGUCGUGUGAGGAUGUUGUUGAAGCAAUUCAUAACGAACUUGUGAAGAUAAAAGAGGAAAUGAGAAAUGGGCAAGUUUCACUUGAGAAGUAUGUCAUCACCAAGGCAUUGACUAAAGCACCAGAAGCUUAUCCAGAUUCCAAAAGCCAACCACACGUUCAAGUCGCACUCAGAAUGAGGCAACGUGGUUUUAAAGAAGGUUUCAAUGCCAAGGAUACUGUACCUUAUAUAAUCUGCUAUGAACAGGGUAAUGCUAGCUCUGUCAGCUCAGCAGGGAUUGCCAAACGCGCUAGGCAUCCUGAUGAGGUGAAGUCAGACGACAGCAGAUUGUUGGUUGACAUAGAUUACUACUUGGCACAGCAGAUUCAUCCCGUGGUGUCUCGUCUGUGCGCAGAGAUUCAGGGCACAAGUCCUGAGAGGUUAGCCGAGUGUUUAGGACUUGACCCAUCAAAGUAUCGAAGCAACGAUGCUACGAGCAGUGAUCCUUCUACAUCCCUCUUGUUUGCUACAAGCCAUGAAGAAAGGUAUAAAAGCUGUGAGCCGUUAACACUAACAUGCCCCAGCUGCUCUGCUUCUUUCAACUGUCCAUCUAUUACUAGUUCAGUUUGCGCGUCGAUCAGUAAUAAAUCUGAAACAGAGGAAUCUACAUUCUGGCUUAGACUGCAUUGCUCGAAAUGCACGGGAAGAAUAUCCCCUGCAAUGAUAGCUAAUCAGGUGAAAAGGCAGAUUGAUGGGUUCCUGUCAAUGUACUACAAAGGCACAAUGAUGUGUGACGAUGAGUCUUGUAAGCACACUACUCGCAGCCCCAACUUUCGUCUGCUAGGUGACCGGGAACGGGGAACAGUUUGCCCAAACUAUCCUAACUGUAAUGGAACCCUCUUAAGAAAGUACACUGAAGCAGACCUGUACAAGCAGCUGUCAUACUUUUGCCACAUCUUAGACACACAAUUCUCUCUAGAAAAGAUGGAUGUUGGUGUGAGAAUUCAAGUAGAGAAAGCAAUGAUGAAGAUAAAACCUGCAGUUGAGUCAGCAGCAUCGAUAGCUCGGAGUAUCCGAGACCGGUGUGAUUACGGAUGGGUGCAACUCACAGACAUAGCCAUUUGAUAGUUCUAAUAAUUAUCUCAUCUCAUGUAAUUAAAUUUAUAUCAUCUUCUGACAUCAUUAAGUUUUUGUUUUGUCCUAAAGUUUUAUUACCAUAACUAUAACUGAACUUUGGAGUAUAGCAAAUACUAGACUAAAAACAGUUUUGACUACUGUUUGGUAGGGUACUAAGCCGGAGAUGUUGACUUCGAAUCAUCUUUGUCUUCAAAGCAGAGUGGCUGUGGAAAAGCACAUUUCCUGAGUUGCUCGGGGUGGUUCAUGGUUAACCAUCGAGUGAGGAGCACCAAGCAGAGUCGCAAAGUGCUGCUCUUGUUGUAAGGUUCCAUUGAACCUUGUCUGCGUAGGCGGUAGAACUGGUGGUAGUCGCAUAGGGUUUAGGCAUAAAUCAUUCAUAACAGCUAAAGUCUGUAUUAUGCAGUGAUUAAGUUAAUCAGACAAUGGGGUUUACAAAUUUAAACUUUGAUUGUAUGUAAAUGAUCUUAGUAAGCAAAAUAAAAUAAAAUAAAAAACCUGCACUUGAAGUUGAAGCUGCUUCAGAUAUUUUAUAGCUUCAUCAAGCAUUGAGGCUUUAUCUGUCUACAAAUAUAUUGGUUGGGUUCUUCUACGUUGAUUUCGACUUCUGUGUGUUCUUUCGAACAGGGCUCUAGGAUUACAAGUGAAGAUUUUCUACGGAUUUCUUCACUCAGUCAUCUCUAUCCUUUAUUAUGUUUUACUUAUGUUAGCUUCUCAAUUUACCGUCGAGUAUCUAAUCGGUUGUAAUCGCAUCUAAUUUUAAUAUAAGUAUGAGUUGUUCAAAAAAAAGAACUGUCUACAAAUAUAUAUAUAUAUAUAUAUAUAUAUAUAUAUAUAAAAAAGAAUGUUUAUCAUGACUAAGUUCUGAAGGAAGAAAAUUCAAACUUUCAAUUUACCUUGUUGGAAUUGGGUAUCAGCUUCUGCAAAGAUUUCAUUUUCUCGUUGAUCUUGCACCUCCUUCUCUGCAAUAUUUUCAGAUUCUAUUAUUGUUUUUUUAAAAUAUUUUUCAGAUCAAGAAUAUUUAAAAAAGCUGAAAGACUGAAAUAUUUUCAGCCGGACCUGCCCUAGGUCAUGCUAAGUGAAACAUUCGCAAUAGGUCCCAAAAGUUUUGAAAAAAUUACAUACAAAGAGGCCCCCAAAAAAUAUUUUUAGACCCCUAAAUUUGUAAAAAACAAAUUUUUACAUAAACAUAGCCACAGGCUCCGAAAAUCUCAGAGCCGGCCCUUUCAGACAAGUUGUGGAACUGUGCAUUAAUGUUUCUCUUCAACGAGUUUCGCUGCCUGGCUCCGUUUCUCUUUAGUGUUACUAGGUCCUCUCUCCGCGCGAUGCGCGGAAAAGUGUGUUGAUAGUCGAUUUUUGAUUAUAAAUUUCGAUGUUUUUUGUUUAGAAUAGAAGCAUUGUAUUUUCCAAAAUGUUUGGAAAAAUGGUGAAUAUUGAGUUUAUGCAAUUAGCCAAGUAAACAUAAAUAAUGUAAGAAACAGAUUAAGUCUUUUGUAGACCAGAAGUUGCGUUGAGGUUCAUAAGAAAGAAAUAGCCUGAAAUUGGUUAAGAAUACGUUAGUUAGCAUAAAUUUAAGUAAAUACAAUAAUAUUGUUAUAUUAAUAUUUCUAUGUAUCAUAUAUAGCUUUAUACAUCAUAUGUAAAGUUUGAUGACAUAUAAAAAUGAUUGAAUAAAUCUUUAAAUUUUGAAACUGUAAUUUAUCUUAAUAUUAAAAUUUAUUUGUUAUUUAUUAUUUUGUAAAUAAAUAUUUUUAUAUAAAAAUUUGGAAUACUACAUAUGAACGAUUCCAUGUUUAGAUACUACAUAAAAAUACUUUUGAUAGAUUAUGUGCAUUUUACAUAUGAAGAUGUACUGCGUAGAAAAUAUAUGACCUUGCAAUAUUGUGUGUAUGUUAGAGUAGAAAAUACUUCUAUUACUUUUUUAGACUCUUAAGGUAAUUAUUAAAAAAAUUUGGAAUAGUGGAAAGCAAAAUAGAAUUUUUUUAAAAAUUUUUUAAAAAAACUUCUAAAAUUGCAUUCAUUGGUGAUGCUCCAAUCUAAAUUGAUCUUUGUACAAACUUAUUUGGUAUAACAUUGUAAAUAAAUGAGAUAAACGAAAAUUUUCUUUUCAAAACUAAAUUUGAAGACAGUAACAUUUUAUUUUCCUAUUAAGUGAUAUGAUAUAUGUUAUUAUUAUUAUUAUACUACAAAGGAAAUUGGAAAGUAUUGUACUAUUAGAUAUAGAGAUCUUAGACGGAAACUCCUGAUGCUGUUUUGCAAACCGGUUUGUAUAAACCAGAGUCGGCUUGAAUACUGGACGUCGGAUUAUUAAGCCCAAUCCACAAACUCCAUACCUCCUUAUACAUUAUUAGAAAACCGGCCUUCAACCUUAAACGCCAUCGCAACCACAUAUGAAUGUGUUUGGCUUCUGUUGAACCUUCCACGACGCGUUCAAGGCCGUUGAUGAUUUGGUAGUGCGUCACAGUAAACAAUAAAAUACUAUUAGUAUAUGUCAAUUUUAUUAAUUAUUUGAAAAAAAUGAAAUGUAUUUUAAAUGAAAAUUCAUGUUAUGUAUUGGACAAAUAAUAGAGACAAUUUUUUUUUAUACUUGUUUCAUAUCCUUUGUGAUUGUUUUCUUUGGUUUUAUUUUAUUUUUUAUUUUUUGCUUUGAGGUUUUAUUUUAUUUAUGUAAGAUUAUAUGAUGAUACAUAUGAAUAUGUCAUUAUAUAAAACUUAUUAUCAUUUGAGAUUGUGACAAUUUAGUAUUUAAUUUUAUGUAUGGCUAUGUGUAGGUUGUUUCAGAUCGUUUAUCCAUACUUAUAAGCCAAAAGGAAUUUUGCUGAGCAGUUCAACAUUUUUUUUAUAUUUAAAAUGAUUCUAUCUUGGGCAUCUCCUGUAUAAAAUAUACUACUGAGAGUUAAUGCUGAAACUCUCUUUUGCUAUAUGAAGCUCUAACGUAUUUUAAUUAUGGGAUAUUCAAACACGUUAACAUAUAUUCAUUGUACAGCUUACUUGACCAAUUCCAUUUUAUUAAAUUGAAGUUUAUGUUGUAAUAAUAGCACCAUUCGUACACUUUUACGUCUUUUUUUCCUAUUUAUAGUUAAAAUAUGAGUUCCGAACAAUACUUAAAAGGCAAAAAUUGAUUAGUUUAAGAAAUCUAAUCUGUAAAGUUAUUUUUAGUAAAAAUUGAUCACCUCAAGAAUCCUAAAUGCGCAACUAAGUUUUCACAGCAUAUCAGUUUCAUGAGUCUAUAGGAAUCAUAUGUGUGUUCUAUUUGAAGAGUUAUUUGUUUUAAGCAUCCCCUACGAAUAUUUAUUUUUGAAUUUCAAGAUUUUUACAAAACUAAGCCAUAAGUUUCACUGUGAUUUUAUUCAAAUAUGCAAAUUUGAAAUGUUUUAUAUUAUUCCAUUAUGAUACAAAUCAGAAUUAUAUUCGAAACCAAACCUUAGGCGAACAGAAAGUAAAUGUUUCCACACAAGAAAAGUUAUAAAAUGAAUAAGAGACAGGAGAAGAAAGAGUGAAUCUGCCAAAGCUUCUAACUAUACUCGUUUUUAUAGCAGAUUUCAAAACAUAAGCAUACUCAUUUGUUCUGUUUCAGAUCACCUUAGGCUUUUUCUUCUUUUCGGCUAAAACAUUACCAGAUUCUCUCAUAUUCAUGACCUUGAGUUCCUCAAACAGUAACAACUAUGCUCCAAGAGUUAAUGUUUUAUGCAUUGUGGUGAUAGCGCAGACAUGACUCCUGCAAUCUCCAACCAUCUUGCUGUCCACCACUAUUCUACCUGUAAAAGUGAACGUGAUCUAUUUUCAGACUCAUCCAUAUGUUGUGAGUCUUGUGACCUUGACUUACGUUAAGAGCGGCUGCUCGAGCGAGAGCGUGACCCUGGCCUGUGCCUCUCCUCUCUUUCUCGAUCGAAAGACCUCUUCCUAUGGAUAAAUGAUGAUACCAUCAACUUAAGAAUGCAACAAUCUUAAACCAAAAAAUAACUGCAACACAUUAUCAGUAUCUGUCACGGUCUCGAUUUUUGUAAUGAUCACUAUCAUCCAUAAAGUCUCUCUCACGUUCCCUUUUCUCACUAUGUUCUCUGCUAAGGUGUCUAUAACAAUUUCUCCCAUUGUGGCGGUCGCAUUCACUAUCCUUUUCAUCAUGUCUCUAUCUCUGGCCCUGCUCUUCACACUUUCAAUGUCGAUCGUGAUUCACGUCUGUCUUUUUGAUGUCCCAUUUUCUUAUCUUCCUCACUGGCUAUUGAAAAUUCCAUUUCAAAUUCAUGAGAUUCAAGCUCUGAAACAAAUGGUAAAGGCUUCUUCAAAAGGUACAUAAGGACCAUAAGUAAAAUAUGAACUUUACAUCAUAGAAUAAUAUAUAAAAGCUCCCUCCAACACAAGGUCAAGGAAGCAAAACAUACUAAUGAAUUAACCAAUUUCCCGGAAUUAAAAGAGUGUAAGAAAGUCAGCACAUGCAUUGUUGUUAGUGAUCAAUGAUAUCUUGUGGAUGUUAAGAUAAUAGUAACAUACAUGCAUUAUCUACAAUAUAUGCAUUAUCUACAAUAUAGCUAUAUUAUAAGUCAGCACAUGCAUUGUUGUUCAAAUAUUUGUAUUGCUCUUUUACUUUUAUUUUUCAAUUGGUUAGUUUCUGUAUUUAUUGUAUCGAAUUCAAUUGUUUUUGUCUUAAAUUUAACCAAUGUGUUAAUUGUAAUUUUAAAAUAUAUAACUUGGCAUAUUUAUCUAUUUACUUAAAAUAGUAUUCGGUUAUUUGGAUCAUUGUGAUCUGAUCAAAAUUCUGUUAUCUUAAUAUAUUUUUCUAUAUUUGAAUAAAAAGUACUACUAAGAAAUUAAAUAAAAGACAUAUUUUUGCUUAUUUGGUUUUCUUUGUUCCAUGUUAAACUACACCUAGUUUUGAUGUGAAUUUUUUUUUGGUCAUAUUUGCAAGGGUUUAUUUGCCAAAUAACCAAAAAGAAAUGAAUUUAGUUUUUUAAAGAGAUUGUAGAGUGAGCUUUCCCUAUUUGCAAUGUGUGUUUAAUUUUUUCUGUAACUUUUUCUUUUGAAAUUAUAAUGUAUGUUAUUUAUACGAUUUAGAUGACAUGAGGGUGAGUUAACUAUAUGUUUUCUUUUUCUCUGGAACCAUUAAUAUCAAUGUAUAGCCAUUAUAGACAUGUUGUAAUGUGUUAGAAAAAACAAAGACUUAUUCUAAUAUUCAUAAAAAAUAUAAAGUUCCAGGUGUUGGUAAUUCACUACUUCAGAUGUGUUGCAGGACCUUCGAAGCAAGGUAAAUAUACUUUUCUUAUAAGACAAACACAAUUAGAAUUAUUGUAUCUCUGAGUUUCCACAAACCAUCUAAACUAAUUCCCACUAAACAUGUUUUGACAAACGAAAUCAAACUUAAAUGUUAAUCUACUAAAGUUUCCUGGUUAUUUGUGGUGGCUUGUUAUUUUGUAUUCUUUUUGAACUCUUCUCUUCGCUAUUUAGACAAAAAUUUGUUUAAUUGAAACUUCCACACAUUGUUAACUUUUGAGCUCUAUAUCACUUUUAAGUAUACACACAUCUAAAAUACAUAGAUCCUUUACUUUUCCAGAAUAAAAUAUUCUUUAAUUGUACUCGAAUUGAAAAAAAAAAGUUGAAAGGACAUAGUUUCAUUGACACCAAAGCAGACAUAGUUUCAUCGACACCAAAUUUGGAUGCUGCAAAUGUGCCAUUACAUUGCUUUGGUGAUGGCAUUGAGGAAGAGGUCCUGGUAUCUUGUAACACUUGUUUCUGAAAUCAUCUGCAAUUGAAAGGACCAUUGUAUCUGGGCAUAUGAAUUAAACAUCAGAUAUAAUAGGACUAAUAAUCUUUUGGGUUAGAAAGCAGGAAAAUGUUAGUUUUAGCAGCUAUGCAGGUGAAAUAAUACCUUGAUCUGUUAACGGAAACGUUCCUUAUUUUCCAUAUGUAACAUUGGAUCUUAUGUGUUCUAAAUGCUCCUGGUAAAGAAAAAGGGAUAAAAUUAAACAUGCAACUAAGUGGAGUCAAAUACGAAUGAAUGACUCCAUGUUUGUUGUGGAGUCAGCACAUAAUAUUUCUUUAGUGUCAAGAAAUUUGAUAUCUUUGAUAGAUUUAUCUUCUUGACUUAAAGUUCACCUCUGAAAGAACGAUAAGGAAACAAAAUUAAUCCCUUUGUACACAAAUCUUGAGAACCAUUUCAUGAUCUUAUCUCUUCUCAAUCUGUAGAAAUAUUGCUAAAAUAUAAAGAACUUUAUAAGCCAUCAUGUAACCCCUUAACUUUUUUUUGUGUAGCGUAAGGGUGGAUUUCAACAUACUUUGAGGACAGUUUUAAUACCCGAAAUCAUAUUCUGUCGCUACACCUAACACAAAACUUGAAACUUAAUUGAACUUUACUCAAAUGAAACAGUUAACAAUAUACCAAGAGAAGUUGGAUCAAUUUUUGUUUUUUUUUUGUCACGGUUAACAUUGCUUCUAGAUGCGCUAUGGGAAACAUAAUAGGUAUAUUUAUUUAUUUUGAAAUAAUAAGAAGGAGAGAAGACUUCAUCCCAAUCUUGUUGAACUCGUGGAACUCCCCGGUCAAGGGGCUCUUUAGAAGCGAAACUGCCAUUUGUGUCUGAACAGGACUGUCGGGCUUACAUGACAUGAAUGUGGAGAUCAAAACCAGAGAAGUCACAGCCUCUGAUGGCUUCAAAAUCCAAGACCAAGAAACCAAAUUUCUUGAACUAAACGAUAAGGUAGACCACAAGACGCGCUUCCAUAGUUAAAGUCUAGAUAACAUGAACUUAACAACAAUCUGAAAAAUAAAGAGAUUAAAUCAAGCGUGAGUGAUAAACACACAAAAAUCAAAACUUUAUGCAAUUAACUAAUAGAGAAUCAUCUAAAACUAAGAAAAUAAAAAGUAACGGAAACAAAUGUUGGUUACAAAGCAUUAAUAUUUCUUUACGAAGCAUUCAUUGUUUUAGUGUUUAUACAAAAACAAUCUAACAAUCAUCCGAGAUUAAUGCUAUUAAUCAUGCAUGUUUGCUCUUGUUAAUGAAUCAAAAAGAGAAAAAGGAUCGAACUUGAAAUGGCAUAUAAACUAAUUGAAAUCUUUAAGACCUAGAAAUCAAAUCGCAUAACAACGAAGAGCAAGAGAAGAGACUCACCAAACGAAAAUUACGCAACAGAGAGGGAGAGAACGCGAUAACGAAUACAGUUGAGGAGAGUAAGAAAGAAAAGCCAACUCGGUCCGAGUCGACUCAGGAAGGUCUCUCUCGCUUUGAAGCUGUUCUUUCACUUAUCAUCAAGUAAAAUAAAAUGUUUGCAGAGUUCCGAUUAUGGUUGGAAUGAAGAUGAGAUGGAACGCUUUAUAUAGCAGGAGAAAGAGAGGGAGAUAGAACGAAACCAUUGAAGCAGGAUUAAAGAGCAUAAUCAAUAUAUUGAUGAAAAUUUGAUCGUGACCGCAAAGAGGAAGAGGAAGAGUCAGGGGAAAAUGAAACUUUAGGUGUCAGAAAUGAAAGGCAAUAUGGGCUGUUUUAAAAAUGUAAACACAGCCCAAUAAAAUACAUGUUUCUCUAUGACGUGGCGAAUUUAAAUGUUUUUAUUGGUUGCUUUUUUAAGAGGACGUGGCAUCAUUCUCUGUAGAGUAUAUUCUCCUUUUAGUAUAGGUUAGAUUGUUACCAUUGCAAAAGAAAAACAAAAGUUAGUUUUGUUUUUGUUCUUUAAACAAAGCGAGUGUAGUUUAAUGGCAACUAAAGUUGUUAUCAUUGAUUUAUUGGAUCUUUGAAUAGUAUUUUGGACGUCUGAAGGAUGAGAACCAACUAUGUAGCAUCUACAUCGAGCUGGUAUGGAGAUAUAAAUAUUCUUAAAUUCACAUAAAGUAGUUUAAUGGUAACUAAAGUUGUUAUCAUUGAUUUAUUGGAUCUUUGAAUAUUAUUUUCAUAUAAAUAUUUCAUUAUGCGCAAAAGUGCAAGUAUUAUCCUAGUUAUUCAUUUAAGAUAUCAAAACUUUAGUCAGUCUAAUUAAAAUUGUUUAUAAAAACUAAUGAUUUAUUUUAGAAGUAAGCAAAUUCACUUCUUAGUUUGUUCAAAAAAAAAAAGCAAAUUCACUUCUUAGAUAAUAGUUCUAAUAGUAUAUAGUCUAUUAGUUAUGAAAAGCCCACAUACGGAUACUAAUAAUAUACUCCAACGUAAAGCUCCGCAUAUAAAAGGGAUUCGUAGCUUGCGAUGAACAGACCCACCACUGCAAAAUCUAAAGUCACUCUCUGUCAAGCAUCAACUCCAAUUAUGGCAUCUUCUAUGUCAAUCUCGCCGAGAGGUAUAUGCAGCAACAGUACAAUGAUGUUGAACUGUCUGCCCUUGGGAUCGGGAUGCAUGUUCUUAAUCUCUCUCUCCUAUACACUCUUCUGUGUAUUGAGACUGUAAUAGCCUUUCUACUGAUUGUCUCUUCAAUGUGAAAAUGUGCAGCCAUGGUAAACAUUGUUAUUGUUGCUGAAAUACUGAGAACAGUGGUUUGCUAUUGAGAAAAGUAAGUAUCCUUAUACUGUCUGAAUUCAACAAAUUAUAUAUUAUAAAUUGGAGGUUUUGGCAACUAAACUCUGUUUGGGGAAGCAUGGUUUGUUACUGUUAUAGCGAUCAUGACUUAAACGUUGGGUAUGCAGGAUGAAAGGGGUCGCAUUUGUGCCGAAAGCUAAGGUGGUUUAUUUAAGAGCAGACUAUGAUUGUCACAAAUCCCAUUAUUGAUUUUAUAUAUCAGUUUUGAUUCUCUAUGGUUUUGAUCUUGCGGAUUGUAUCUGACAUAGAACAUGAAUCAGCAUGCUGAAUCAACACAGCAAUUUGAGUAUCAAAGAGUCCAUUUCAUUUUCUGUGGAAUUUCUAAGUGUCAUGACAAAACAUCUUCAAAGAAAGGCGCGUUAACUAAAAAUAUGGAAUCUUUUCUGUUCGGUCUCAGUUUAACAAUAUGAAGCGAUCUAUAGCUGUAUCUAAACCUGAAAAUUGAGUUUGUGAUCUAAACGAGCUUUGUUGUAUAUAUUUUUGUUUCAUUGACUCGAGUGUAACGUUAAUGAUCCAAGUAUUGUUACUCUUUUGUAAAUUUUUUUUAUACCAUAUAGACAAAUGUUUUUCCUUAAGUUCCAUCUACUAAUUAUGUUGUUUAUUUUACUAAGACAGUUUUUCCCUGUCAAGAAUGUAAGUCUUUUUAUUUGUUAGAUACAAUUAACCAAUUUUCCUUUCAUUACCGUCUAGACAAGGUCUGAACUGUUCAACUUUGCAAUUGGAUAAUUUUGCUUGAUUUAUAUAUUUUUGGAUAUUUUUACGGUUGUUUUUUUUGUUUUGAAAAUGACAUUUUUAAUGUAAAACAAAUAUAGAUAGGAGAAUGUAUUAAAUUUAGAAGUUGGGGUGAUUAGAUUUGUAGUAAUUUUUAAAUGAUUUUAUAAGAUUUAAGAAAUUAUUAUGUUAAAAUUAAAAGAUUCUAAAAUCUCAUAUAAACCCAUGAAAUUUGAUUUUCUUAAAAAAUAUUUAAACUAAAAAGUAAAAACUCCACCAUCACUUUUAAAUGAAUGCAAAUCCUAAAGUACAUAACUUCAAAAUAUUUCAAAACAGUAAAUUUUAAAUUAGUUUAUCAAAUAACAAGUUUAGUAACACCUAAUUUCAAAAUAAUUUUUAAAGUUGAUGUUUUAAUAAUAGUUGAUUGUCCCUUCAAUUUAAAUUACUUUAAACUUCCAGUUAAGUACACCUUUAAAGUUAACCAUGAUUAUUAUAGUUCUAAAUAAUAUAUUAUAAAAACUAGGUUUACAAAAAUUAUCUGUGACUACAUCUUCUUCUUCAAUAAGGAUUUUUAGGUACAUAUAUAAUAGGGUGGUCAUAAGUGUUCCAAAAAAAAGGGUACAUAUAUAAUAUACAUAAGAAAAUUAUGUAUAAAAUAAUAAAUUAAAAAACAACAAUUUGAUUUUCGUAGUGACCAUAUAUUUGUAUCUUUAGGAUUUGUGUCCUGGUGUUGCUUAAAAAAAGGGUUUUGGGCUCUGUUUUGUUCUCAGAGACAAAAAAAAAACAUAGUCAAUUAUUUUGUGGUAAAGCAAAUUAUUUUAAGGGAAAUUUUUAUAAAUUAUUUCAACUAAAUUUUGUUAAUUUAUUUAAUAUCUAAUUAUUUUUGAUAUUUUCAAAUAUUGUUUUUGUUCAUAUGUAUAUAUACAUAUAUAUCCUUUAAUUUAUAAUAUUGUACUCAUUUUAAUAUUCAAACUAUGUUUACUUUAAUAAAAAUAUUAAUAAGUUUCAAAAAAAAUUAUAAAAAUUUCUAAAUUUAAACCAAUAAACAAUUUCUAAUUGAUUUUAAAAUUUAGCAAUAAAAUCAACUAUUUUUGGAUGAAUUUUAGAAAUUCAGAAAACUUGAUUUGAUUGUAAAAUAAAUGAUUAAUAGUUUUAAGUUUCAGGAAAAAAAUUAAAGUUGAUAUUAACUAAAAUUAAAAAGUUAAAAGUUAUCCACAAUUUAGUUUAUUUUCCUAUAAAUUUACAUAAAACUAAAAAUUUUAAGAUUUAGUUUUGAAUUUUGGAGAGUUUUUUUAUAAUUUGUUUGAGACUUUUUAAUACUUUUGAUUAAAAUGAGCAUAUUUUUAAUAUUAAAGUGCCUUAUUAAGGUAUACUUUUUUGACAGCUCUGAAGAUGAUUUUGUCAAGGAGAUAGUUUUUUUUUUUAACGCUGGGUAACACAUUACAUCAUCAUAUAAUCUCUAAAUCUAUUACAUAUGAUGAUCAACUACCUGCAACAAAUGCGAUAUUGUUAAACUAGCUCUUCGAAUAAUGAUUCCACGAUGAAGCUCUCCCCGAAACACUUGAAACCACAGACAGUUCUGCAUGUACGACAUUCUCGAUGGAUAGGCUCUCACCGCAACAGGCGACCACAACGAACGGUUCUGCUUACAGUACUCUGGAACCUCUGAAAGCUUCGCAUCCUAUAAUCUGCAAGAAAUUAUAUUGUAUGGGAUUCGAACUCCAUACUUGGGUGUAGAAACCUUUAAACCUUAACCAAUUGGCUAGGGUGAUUCCACCAAGGAGAUAGUUAAGGAGGUCAAGAGAUUUAUAGCAGCAAUUAAAUUAGAGGAAGAAGAAGAAGAAAAUUAUUUGGAGGAAAAAGGAGAAAGCUUGAGAAUUACACUCUCCAUGCAUGAUUGUUUCAGCAUUAUUAUCAACUGUUAGGACGUAGACAUGGACCAAAGGCUCUCUUUCCUGGACACCCUCGAGAGAAUUUAGAAUAUCAAGAAAACUUUAGCUUCAGAUCAAUGCCGCUUAUUCACUUCAUACCAACACAAAUCUCAAUUUUGUUUUAACCAGAGAUAACCAAUAAACGUACUUUUUUGUCUGGAAUAAAAUUAAUUUACUUGUAUACUGAACCAUAUAGCUUAUAUGUAAUUGUAUUUAGUCAACACAAUGUGAGUGUGUGUCUACUACUUGUAUGAGUUUAUUUUUCUGGAAGAAAGUUUACAAGUGACAAAAUUGCAAACAAGCCAUCUUUGAGUUUGUGGAUGUAUUAAUUAAGUUCUUGCAUAUUUUGUUCCCUAGUUCCACCAAACCAGAAGAUACAAGGUUUAAGAGUGUCAUCAAAUGUCUUUCUUUCUGACCAACAAAAGCUACGGUAGAAAAUAUUUGCUCUUAACAUCAUCUGCCAUAAGCAACAUCAAGAUCCAACAAAUUAACAACAACCACAAGCAGGUUAGUAAAACAUAUCCAACAAUACAAGCUAUGGCGCGAUUCUCACAUUAUGAAAAAAGAGUUUGAUGUUAUAUAGAUCCCAUUAUCCUUAGCACAAAAAAAAAGUGAGAACUUUAUUUGUCCAAAAAAAAGAAAAAAGUGGAAUUUAUAAGUGUGUGUACCUUAAGUCCUUAACGUUGCCGAUUUUUUAGCCGAAGCUGUUGCAUAAUCUGAACGGUGAGUUAUGAGGUCUAAUAUUUAAAAUCUUUUGUAUGACUUGAAUUAAGUCACUUGACUAACCAAAACACGUUGAUCAAUCUGAACGACGACAUAGAACUAAAAGGGAACAUGUCUAAGAGCAAUGUAGAGAAUUUUAAUAUAUAUUUUUAAAAAAUUCAAACCUUCUGAUAUAGCAUAACUGCAAAAAUCAUACUUCUCAUACGAAGUUGGACAACGAC
Molecule: messenger RNA, 18426 nt
Organism: Brassica rapa (field mustard)
Lineage: Eukaryota; Viridiplantae; Streptophyta; Magnoliopsida; Brassicales; Brassicaceae
Product: DNA polymerase alpha catalytic subunit-like
Biological process (GO): mitotic DNA replication initiation; lagging strand elongation; leading strand elongation
Cellular component (GO): alpha DNA polymerase:primase complex
Molecular function (GO): single-stranded DNA binding; DNA replication origin binding; DNA-directed DNA polymerase activity
Source: RefSeq, a predicted model, not a curated record